Molecule: messenger RNA, 4957 nt
Organism: Carassius gibelio (silver crucian carp)
Lineage: Eukaryota; Metazoa; Chordata; Actinopteri; Cypriniformes; Cyprinidae
Exons: 2
Coding region: 730-4584 (1284 amino acids)
Biological process (GO): proteolysis
Molecular function (GO): aspartic-type endopeptidase activity; nucleic acid binding; zinc ion binding
Source: RefSeq, a predicted model, not a curated record
GUACUGUAUUUUAGCUUACUGUUAAAUGUUAGCUAAAGUGAGGCUAAUGUAGCCUACAAGUUUCUAAGCUCUUACUACAUUUUGAGGUUAUUGAAGUACGAGUAACAUUUUGAUUUCUUUUACAUUUUGAGGAUAAUUCAAACUUGAGGUUUGAGGUGAUUUAAUUUUAUUCAAUAAGUGAGUAUUUGUUGAAUACUUUUCUUCAUUUAUACAUAUUGUGUAUUAUUUGUUAUUUUAUUUUUUGUUUAUUGUGAGAAUUCAUUCUUUUGGUGAAUUUAAUAUUUUAUUUAUUCAGUAAACCCUAUUUUUAUUUAAUAUUUUAAUAACUGAGUCCUGAGUAUUUUUUUUUAGUGAAAGAUAUCAUUAGGUAAUGGAUUUAAUAUGUAAAUAAUAUUUCAUGUGAAUAUAGUUUAAGUCAUUUACACAAAAGUAAGUACACAGGGUUGUGGUUUAAAAGUGUAUUAGUUAUUCAAAGCACAUGUAAAGUUACACAAACAGACAGUUAAACAGGUUGUCAGCAAAGAUUCUAUAUAUUACAUACAUUUUACUGGGAUUAAGUUAAGAACCCAGGAACGCCCUUUAGUACCAGGAGAUAGGCCUAGGGGGCGCUACACAAAUUGGAGGCACCGCUGGGAUCCUUUGCUGUAACUUCCUUCCUGUUAACGUUGCUGAUGCUCCAGAGAGUGCUAAUUUGAACUUACAUUGCUCUCUUUGAUCUGGAUAAAAAAAAUGGAAUUAGGAAACAGUUCUGCUUUGCAACAAGAGCUGCUGGAUUGGUGUAACGAUGCAUUGGUUCAGCCCGAUCAUGCAUUACUGUUGUUGGAUGUUCCAGCUAAUGCUGCCAUAGCCUUUAUUGAGAGCACAAUUGAAACUGUGAAAAUAUUUGGCAGAGUACGUGUACGUUCUUCGAAAGAAGGUCCGUCUAAAACAAGUUUGCUGGUGCUGUGUGAAUGUCGUGAAAAGAUUGAUCCUUCUCGAGUCCCUACUGAGGUAUUACCUAGGGAUGGAGAUCCUCCAUGGAAGAUUGUGGUUGUCAGAGACAAAGAGUCAGGUCCUGAUGAUUUUUCAGCAAAGCUCAGAAAACUUCUACAAGAUGAAGGCAAAUCCAUGACUGAUGUUCAAGCUUUGUUUUCCCCUUUUCCCACUAGUUCUCCUGAAGCAGUGAUUCGUGCAGUUGGUGAGCUCCUGGAAAAGACAACUAAGCAUUCUAGUGAUUCCACUGCUUACAAGCGACUGCGUGUUUUCUCAGGGGUGGUGCCUACCCCGGCGGGAGAGGAAACUAUGGAGAAUUGGAUAGAGCAAGCUAAGUUGAUGAUAGCAGAAAGUGAUUGCGCUGAAAAAGAGAAGCGUAAGCGCAUUGUGGAAAACUUAAAGGGUCCUGCCCUUGAGAUUAUCAAGGCAGUUAGAUUGUCUAAUGGUGAUGCUAGUGCAUCUGAGUACCUUGUUGCCCUUGAAAGUGUUUUUGGGACUUCAGAAUCCGGUGAAGAUUUGUAUUUUGCGUUCAGACUUCUUCGCCAGAACUCCGGUGAAGCACUGUCUGAGUUUCUCCGUCGAAUGGAGAAGUCAUUGACCAAAGUAGUUCAGAGAGGUGGACUACAACCUGCACAAGUUGACCGGGUGAGAAUUGAGCAACUUCUUCGUGGUGCUGUUGAGUCCGACUUGAUGUUGCUGAAGUUACGGCUGAGAGAGAGAAAAGAGUCCCCGCCUACUUUCUUGAAACUUCUGAACGAGAUUCGGGAGGAGGAGGAAAAUGAAGCCGCACGGUGUAAGCUUGAUGCAACAGUGAAACCGGUGAUCCCAAAAGCGCAGCCACCACCAAAACCCACUGAGAUUCAAGCAUUGAAAGCUGAGGUCAAGGAGCUGCGUGCCAAGCUGGAAGAGUCACGCAAGGCACCAGAAUCACCUGAAGCCCCAAAACAGAAAGAAAAGAUGACUUCUGAGAGUGCUGAAGCACGAAUAGACCCUGAAGUACAGAGCUUGAAGACUCAAGUCCAGCAACUGCAAAAACAGCUGUCUGUAAUGAAAGUAGAGGGCAGUGCAACCCCGAAAAGAACGACAUUUCAGCGGCAAGCUGUGAGCUCUUAUGAGAGAAACAGGCCCUCAGUCAGCCGUGAUGAUUUCUUUUGUUACCGAUGUGGUGGCGAUGGGCACAUUGCCAGCCAGUGUCAAGAAUCAGAAAACCCCCCGGAAGUGAUCAGAAAGCUGCUCCGUGCACUAAAGAGAGCCAAGGGUGGGAAGAGUGAGUCGAUUCCACAUCCGACUGUGAGCAGAGAUGCACACUGCAAGAAGAGCCAUGUUCGUAAACCUGCUCAAAGUAACCUUCCUAGUGGUUUGGUAGGUCCCGCCUCCACUAUUUGUGUUAAGAUCAAUGGCCAUUCAUGUAAUGCCUUAUUGGACAGUGGAUCUCAAGUCACAAUAAUAUUUGACAAGUGGCAAAAGAAAUACUUGCCCAAUGUUCCCAUCCACCCCAUCACUGGUCUUUCAAUAUGGGGUUUGAGCUCCUCCAGCUACCCAUAUCAAGGCUACAUAGUAGUAGAUGUGGAGUUUCCAGCCACACUUACAGGAGUGAGUGAGUCUAUCUCUGUGUUAGCAUUAGUUUGUCCCGAGUCAAGUGGCCCAGACCAUGUUCCUGUCAUCAUUGGGACGAAUGCCAACUUAUUCCAUCGUUUAGCUGCUCUUUGCAAAGAUGCUGACAUUCCAGACUCACAGGCUCACGCUUUCAGGAUUUUGCCACAGACAAAACCAGUGAAACUCUCCCAAAGCCAAGAGGUGGAUGUGGAAGAGCCGAAGGGGGAAGUAAAAUGGAUGGGUCCGGGUCCUCUAUCUGUCCCUGCCAGAGGUGAACGAUAUGUCGUCUGCAAAGUUGGAUGCAAGGAGCCCUUAGAAAAAGACAUAGUCAUGGUUGAAACACCUCUUUCUGUGACCCUACCUGCUGGAGUGCUCAUUCAGCCGGUGGUGCUAACAUCAUCUGAGCUAAAUGUCAACAGUUUCGAAGUACUGCUGAGAAAUGAGACAUUGAGAGAAGUCACUAUGUUGCCUGGAACUGUUCUUGCUCAUGUGUAUCCCACUGACACAGUUAUGAUGGCUCAGAGACCUAAAUCUACCUCCAAGGUCCUUGAUGAGACAUUGUUUGAUUUUGGUGAAUCUCCGAUUCCAGAGGUUUGGAGAAAAAGACUGCGUCAGAAACUGUCCCAAAGAGGUAAUGCAUUCUCUCUUGAUGAGUGGGAUGUGGGUCUCGCCAAGGGUGUGGAGCACCACAUAAGACUCAGUGACCCCAGACCAUUUAGAGAAAGAUCCAGACGCAUAGCCCCAGCGGAUAUAGAUGACAUACGCCGCCAUCUAAAAGAUCUGCUGGCAGCAGGCAUCAUCAAAGAAUCCAGAAGUCCUUAUGCGUCACCAAUAGUAAUUGUCCGAAAGAAGAACGGAAGUGUUCGCAUGUGCAUUGAUUAUCGCACCUUGAACAACAGAACAAUCCCUGACCAGUACACCACUCCGCGGAUUGACGAUGCCUUGGAUUGCCUGUCCGGCAGUCGUUGGUUUUCUGUGCUAGACCUUCGGAGUGGGUACUAUCAGAUACCUAUGGCUGAAGAAGACAGGGAAAAAACAGCUUUCAUAUGUCCCCUGGGGUUCUAUGAAUUUCAACGGAUGCCCCAAGGCAUAACUGGAGCCCCAGCAACCUUUCAACGGUUGAUGGAGAGAGCUGUGGGUGAUAUGCAUCUGCUCCAGGUGAUUGUCUAUUUAGAUGACAUCAUUGUAUUCGGACGAACCUUAGAGGAGCAUGAAGACAGACUACUGAAAGUGCUUGACAGACUUGAAGAGUGUGGUCUGAAGAUAUCACUUGACAAGUGCCAGUUUUGUCAGCCACAAGUAAGGUAUGUUGGGCAUAUAGUUUCUGCACUAGGAAUAGCCACCGAUCCUGAGAAAGUGAGUGCUGUCAAGAACUGGAAGUUGCCUACAGAUCUGAGAUCUUUAAGAUCGUUUCUCGGAUUCUGCGGAUACUACCGAAGGUUUGUUAAGAACUACUCGGCCAUAGUUCGACCACUCACUGAGCUCACAAAGGGCUAUCCUCCUAAAAACAGGCGCAAGGCUGCUCAAGAGAAGAAGCAUUAUUUCAAAGAGGGAGAGCCUUUUGGGGAGCGCUGGGACGAAGAGUGCACCAAGGCAUUUCAUAACAUCAUUCACUGCCUCACUCAUGCCCCAGUGCUAGCAUUUGCUGACCCAUCAAAACCAUAUGUACUCCAUGUAGAUGCAAGUCUGAAUGGUUUAGGCGCUGUUCUCAAUCAAGAAUAUCCUGAUGGUCUGAGGCCUGUUGCUUUUGCAAGCCGCAAACUCAGUGUCCCUGAGCAGCGAUAUCCUAUUCAUCAAUUGGAAUUUCUUGCAUUGAAAUGGGCAAUCGUGGACAAGUUUCAUGAUUAUCUUUAUGGGGCUAAGUUCACAGUGAGAACAGAUAAUAGCCCGCUCACAUACGUCCUAACAACGGCAAAGCUCAAUGGUGGCAAAACCUGGGAUGACACAUGGGAGCCUGCGAGUGAAUUCCAACACAUUGUGCCAAAGUCCCCACAUCCCAACCAGCUUUCAGCAUGACAACAUGGUCACCAUAGACACCUGGACUCAUCAAGCACCCUUCAAUGCAGUUUAUUUUUGAGUGUUUUUUCCUGCUGUUUGUUCUUCAGUAAAGUUUUUGCACAGUACCCAGUCUCUUUUAGUGUUUAGUCUCUUACAGUUGUCUUUUUACAGUUGUCUUCUUGCGAGAUCUUAAGUUUCUUGUCCGUGAGCAUAAGCUCAUAAAUACCAAAUAAUACUCCAAAAGCUACUAAAUUGUCACUCAAGUUUUGUAGUCAUAUUUGAAGUGUUUGAUUACAAUAAUAGAUAUGAAUUACUUUAUUAUUUAUAGUCAUAAUUGUAAUUGCCAAUUUAUUAUAAGUUUCUUGCAUUUAGUCUAGUUAUUUUUUUUUUU